Actinia tenebrosa (Australian red waratah sea anemone) is the source of this 2277-nucleotide messenger RNA. RefSeq lists its product as uncharacterized. The record is from RefSeq and is a predicted model, not a curated record. NCBI's taxonomy places the organism in Eukaryota, Metazoa, Cnidaria, Anthozoa, Actiniaria, Actiniidae.
GCAUCAGUUCUUAUUAUUCUUUCCUUGGCUUGACUUGAGUUGUUGCUAACUGAUCUUUAUGCGUUCAAAAAUGAAGUUCAUGUUUUAUGCUAUGGCGAUAUUAGUUCAAAGUUUUUAUGUUGCGCUCAGUUUUCCCUUGGAUGAAACCAUCGAUUUGUCUGAACGUGAGUGUAAGGACAACCGUGAUGACUGUAACUGGAUUGCUAACAAUCACUACGAUGUUUCAAAGUACUGCUGGGCACACAAAAAUGAUGCCUUCAUCAAAGACUGUCCAAAAUAUUGUGGAUUCUGCAAAGUACCGGCACCGGCACCAGCACCAGCCCCAGUAGAAGGAUGCGAAGACACUCGUAGUGACUGUAACUGGAUAGUUGAAAACACCAACUCAGCGGAAUAUUGUUACCAAUACAGAAAUGAUCCAGAAGUGAGAAAAUGUGCAAAAACUUGUGGAUUCUGCAAACCUCCCGCACCACCGAAACUUCAAAAAUGUGAAGACACAAGUCAGUACUGUUCGUGGAUACCCAAACAUUAUAAUGACGUGACUGGGUACUGUAAAAAACACAUGCGUGACAGCCUUGUACAGCAAUGCACGAAGACAUGUGAACUAUGCGAACCUCCAAAACCAGUGCCACAGCCUCAAAUACUUGAAUGUGAAGACACACGUAAUGACUGUUCAUGGAUUGGUGAACAUAACAGUGACGUAGCAGCCUACUGUGACAGACACAGGAAUGAUGCGUUCAUCAAACAAUGCCAAAAAACAUGUGGAUUCUGUAAAGCUCCUACGCCUCCAAAACCUUACAAAUGUGAAGAUACAAGCAAUGACUGUUCAUGGAUCGCUAAAAACUAUGAUGAUGUCACAGGGUACUGUAGAAGGCACAGAAAUGACAGUUUUAUCAAAGAGUGCACGAAAACCUGCGAAUUUUGCAAAUACCCUACAGUUCCACAGCUUGAAAAAUGUCAAGACAUGAAUGAACACUGCUCCUGGAUAGCUGAACACUACGGUGACGUCACUGGAUACUGCAACAGACACAGAGAGAACAGUUUUAUCAAACAGUGCAGCAAAACAUGUGGAUUCUGCAAAGCUCCAGCACCAUCUAAACCUUAUAGAUGUGAAGACACUAAUAAGCAUUGCUCAUGGAUACCUAAUACUAAUGCUGACUUCAUAGGCUACUGUAACAAACACAGAAACGACAGUUUUAUCAAACAAUGUCCAAAGACCUGUGAAUUUUGUGAAUAUCCAACAACACCACAGCCUAAAAAUUGUGAAGACAUCAGCAAUGACUGCUCGUGGAUAGCAGAUAACUAUGGUGAUGUCAUAGGGUAUUGCAGACGGCACAAAGAUGAUGUGUAUAUCAAAAGUUGUAGAAAAACUUGUGGAUUCUGUGAGCCUCCCGUGCCUCCUGAAUCAUAUUUCUGUAAAGACACUAGUAAAGACUGCAAGUGGAUAGCAGAGCAGCACAAGGAUGUUUUGGGAUUCUGCCGCAGCCACAGAAAUGAUAACCUUGUCCAACAGUGCUUAAGUACAUGUGAAUUGUGUAAGCACCCACCACUUUCUCAAAAGUGUGAAGAUUCAAGAGAUGAUUGUUCGUGGAUCGCUAAAAACUAUGAUGACGUCACAGGGUACUGUAGAAGGCACAGAAAUGACAGUUUUAUCAAAGAAUGCACAAAAACCUGCGAGUUUUGUAAACACCCGACAACAUCAAGUAGUAAAUGUGAAGACAUCAAUAAAAACUGUUGGUGGAUAAAUAAAAAUUAUCUCGCACAAGACUACUGUAGACGACACAAGGAUGACGAGUUUAUUAAGGAAUGCAGGAAAACGUGUGGAUUCUGCAAGGCUCCAGCACCAUCUGUGUGUGGAGAUACUCGAGAAGAUUGCAGCUGGAUCACCCGAAACAUUGAUGAUGUAGCAAGCUACUGCGAACGUUGGAAGAAUGAUGAAUCUGUUAAAGAAUGCAGAAAGACUUGCGGAUUUUGUUGAUGAGCAAAGAAAAGCACGUUUCUUAGGUUAAGUUUUUUGAUACCUCAAUCAUGACGCUUAAUAAUUUAAAAAAUAUUUUUAAAAAGAGAGAUUUAAGCUGAAUAAGAGGUAAAUGAAAUAUCUGAUAUUGGAAUACCGGUCUGAUCCUGAUGAACGCGUGUCAAUUAGCUUACGUUUAGGUAUCGAAAGCGGUAAUGCCUUAAUAACUUCUUCUUUUUAAAUUACUCAGUUUUUAGUUAACAUAACCUGUAUGCUUUUAGAAUAAAUAAGAUGAAUAAAUCACACAAACAACCUUUAACUGA